CCGAGUCGCGGUUUGAUCGUGAACCGCGUAACAUCGCGCCGGUCAUUUCCUGGGUCAUUGUUUCACGCGUCAUCCGCGAUGAUAAUACCGCGAUCGAUAUAGAUCAACGACCCUGCAAGAUCAAGACCCAGAUCUCUCUGGGUUACAAUGCCGCGGCUCGAUCGUUUUACCGUCGCCCUCGUCGUAUUGUUCGUUUCGCUAAAAACGUCAACGUCUCGGACGCAGGAUGACGAUCACCACGAGUGUCUGCGCUCAUGUGCCAACGAAGCAUCAUCGAGGAAGCUCUGCCGCUACGAAUUCGUCGUCAGCGAAUUACCUGCUGUUAUCAGUCGUCGGAACCAUUCCAAACUCGAAAGCGAAUCGGUGAUCCACCAUGACGUGAUUUCGGGGGGUAGCUACUUGAAGAUUAAUGGAAAUAGUCCAGGACCUCAAAUAGAGGUCUGCCUCGGCGAUACUAUUAAAGUAAUUGUGUACAAUCGAAUGGGAUCCAGAGAAUUAUCUUUCCAUUGGCAUGGAUUACGGCAAAAUGAUUCCCCCCAUAUGGACGGUGUCCCGAUGGUUACACAAUGCUCAAUAUUACCAUUCGGUGGUUUUGAAUAUGAAUUAAAACCAGAAAGUGUUGGCACAUAUUUCUACUAUGCACAUCAAGUUUCGCAGCAGGGCGACGGCGUGUACGGGUCGUUGACAGUUCGAGGACCACAGGAUGACCCCAGCUUGGAAAGGAUACUUCUUUUGUCAUCAAGGCCACCAACUCCGCUGUCGCGGUAUUCGCACCUACACCCGCCCACGCCCAACGAGCUGCUCUUGAACGGCCAGAGUGACGGGAUCGUUGUAAAAGUCGACCAUGGCUUGCAAUACUUACUGCGAGUCAUCAACGCCAAUGCGUACAAUUGUCCUGUUCGGUUAUCCAUUUCCGGGCAUGAUUUCCGAGUGGUGGCUGCCGAUGGCAAUCUGGUCCAACCGGUGACCGGCAAACACAUCGUUCUGUUUCCGGGUACGCACGACGACUGGGACGAAUCAGAGACCACGACGACGAACGACGAUACGCGCCUCGCCAUGGAAUGGACCCGCGACAAAACCCUCGAGCUGCUGCGCGAGUACAAACAAAGGCCCGUGCUGUGGGACUGGAACGCCCGCGGCUACCGGGACCGCGCGAAACGCAAACACGCCAUACAGGAGCUCGCCGAGAUCCUUUGCUGCAACACCCUCGAGAUCGAGAAGAAGAUCACGAACCUGAAGUGCCAGUACUCGAGGGAGGUGCACAAAAUACAGAACAGCCGGGACGCGGCCACCGGCCCCGACGAUGUUUACGUGUCCAAGUGGUUCGCUUUCGAGGCGAUGCAGUUCCUACAAUUCGGCACACGCAGAUACAGCAAGCGUAAGAAGAAGAUUGAGGAGUAUUCGUCGAAGUUGCAGGAGGAAUACAUAGUGAGCGACAUCGACCCCGAGAGCAUCACGUUCAUAGACUGCAACGAGGAGACGAACGGCUCGGGGACCGGCUCGUUCAACGCCUCGUUGAGCGAGGAUGCCGAGGAGUCGUCGUCGUCCAGCCUGAAGGCGAUGAAGCUGUACCGCGGCUCGCUGCCGGACCAGAGCAGCCCCAUCGGCGACCUGGACGAACCCGCACAGACGAACCUGGAGACAGAGCCGGCGGCCGAACGGAGGCGAACGAAAGAAGAGUUCACGAAGUUCGCGGAGAGCAUCGCCGUGCAGCUAGCGGAGAUCCCGGACUCGUACUCGAGGUCCGUCGCGAAGCUCAGGAUCAACCAGAUCCUGUUCGAGGCGGAGAUCGGCGUGUACGCGCAAACGCGCGAGCGAUUCGACGUGACCGUCGAAGCGAACCAAUCUUCUGGAAAGUAUCCGAUCGAAAUAAAAGGUCUUCAGGAUUGCCGAGACCUUCGGCAAGUGGCUCACGUUCUUUAUAAUGAGGUGGAACUGCAAGCGGCGGAAAUAAAGGACGGAGAACCAUUGGAAAUCGAUGACGAUGAAAUUGCAAAAACUGGUUACGAUUGCGACGAAGAGGGGAACGUCAUUUGCGCGUUGGACUUGAAAGGGCCAACGGGGACGAUGUCCGACAAUGAAGUGUACAACGUUAUCUACAUUCCGUUCGAUGUUAAUGAUUAUCUAUCCAUUACGGACGAAAUGUCUGAUAACAGAUACAUCGUUUACGGUUGCUCGUAUUAUCCCAGUUAUCUGAGUAAAAAACAAGGUGAAGCGAAGAUCGCGCAGAUUAACGGCAUGACGUUCAAAUACCCUUCCUCCCCGCUGUUAUCGCAACUGGAAAACGUGCAGAAAGAAUCAAUUUGCUCCCUCGAAGAAGGCUCGAAGCAGUGCAUCGACACACCAUUGUUCUGCGAAUGCACUCAGAUAAUCGAGGUUUCUGCCCAGAAAUAUAUUGAAAUCGUAUUGAUAGACCAAGGUUUCGGUGGGAACGCUUCUCACGUUUUUCAUAUACACGGUUACAACGCGAGCAUUGUAGGAAGAGGCAACUUCAAAGAGCCAAUCACCAGAGAAGAAAUUAUGGAGUUAUACUAUGACGGAAAGUUACCCCGUAAUUUAGUGGAUCCACCACAAAAGGAUACUUUCGUUGUACCCAAUAAGGGUUACGUUAUACUUCGUGUCUUUACUGACAAUUUGGGGUACUGGUUAUGGGAAUCACGUAGCACAGCGAUUUCCCCUCAAACAUUUGGACCUGGUAUGCAAUUUGUAUUAAAAGUGGGAAGCGACGAGAGUUUCUCAAUUGUUCCUUUAGAUUUUCCAACUUGUGGAAAUAACAAACCACCAGACUUAGUAUUCGAAACUGAAAUGUAAGUCACCAAUUAUAAUGAAACCUCACGCUAUUGUACAUUAUUUACAGAUUUAUAAUAGUAAACUUUUGCUUUACGCUUCAAACUUCAUUUUAUUAUCGUGUAUCGUGAAAAUCUCGAAAAGCGAAGUGAAUCAAUUAUAUUUGAAAUUAUAUCUACUCGAUAUGUACAUAACACACAUACUUCCUACAUUCAAUUUAAGGAAGCAAUAGCGUUAGAUAUCGAUACUUUUUAUUAUCAAAUUGUUUUCCCGUAACUAUAUACAUAUACUGUUCAUCUUUGGUAGUCGACCUGUUCAAUUCGUGUUUAGAAUGUAUAAAUUGAAAUGUACCAAAAUGAAAAAUAUAUAUUACAUAUUUAUUUUCAUAAUAAUUAAUAUAUAUUACAUUGAUUAUUCUGGACAAAGAAUGUGCAGGCAUCAGUUGUUCGGAAAACUGAAGCCGUAAAAGUCCUGCAAAGUUUGCAACGGCGGUUUCCAGUUACUGCACGUAGGGAACUCUGGCGGUAUCGGGGGUAAAUCACUGUGGUCUCCUACUUGAAUAACUAAUUCCAUACCAGUGGCAUGAUGCCACGAGAAAUGACAAUGAAUUAACCAAUAUCCUGCAAAAGAAAAACAGAUCAAUUGUUAAUUUGCCUGUUUGGUUGAUCAUACAGUAACUAUACAAUUCACGAGUGCAUAAACAGAGGCUUCAGAACAGAAGAAAAUUUCACAACUUCACGGUUGUCUGUACACUUUUACUGUUUUAAACAAAUAUUCAAAAGUUCAAAUUACCGAUAUACAACCAUUAUUAAUCCCUUGUAUUAUUUACUUUCGCUGAGCUCGUGUAGCAUUUUACUACAAUUUGGAAGAAAAGCAACAAAAUUUUGCAUUCUACUUCAAGCAAUUAUUUCAUUUGAUACAUAAGGAAUGAACAACAUUGAGUUUUGUUAAAUUAAUCUAAAAAUCUUCAUUAUGAGUCUCACUUGUCAUUGUAUAGCAAGGGGUUAACACCGUUUUGUAUAUUUUCUGUACAUAUAUUUAUAUAUCACACUAAGAAUUAUCGAAUAAUAAAAAUAAGUAUAAGAUACUUUUAUUCGAAUAUGAUAGAAUUCACAUAUAGUUUACCUGGAUUAUUAGCUCUGAAGCGUAUAAUUGCAUAUCCACCCCUAGGGAUUUUAACAGUGUCUUUGCCAGGCGGAUUCUUGUAUUCUCCCCGUUGAAGACGUUUCGUGUGUUCACUCAAUAUUGUAUUGACAUCCAUCGCGGUGAUGUUAGUAGUGCCCGUAACAAUGCUUUGAAUGGACAACACGCUGAACUCGUAACCAUGUAAAUGGAACGGAUGGUCUAAGCCGUCCAAUGGAUCUGAAAUAUAAUCCACGAUUAAAAAUCUUAAUUGUUAAUUUAUGUCUUCUGACGCAUCUUUCUCUGUGUAAUGUAAUUAUAAGAUUUAACACAUUGUUGACCGGUCACGGGUUAACUCGUGUUCGCACUUGCAUUAGCUAUUUCAAUUUUUGAAACACAGAGCAAUAUAGAACAUCGCAAAAGCAAAAUAUUCAAAAUUAUAUUUCAAUUCAUUAUAUGUAAAUAAAGUAUACUGUAGUUCAUUUGGAUUGUUUCACUCUCAUAUUUAAUUACGAAAUAACCGGUGACAUGAGAUAGCAUGGAAUUGCCGGUCAACAGUGUGUUAAUUUCUUAAUGUAAGCGUUCAAAUUAAUAUGUUAUUGACUAGAGUGACCAAGAACCAGCAACGAAUGGAAAAAAGAAAUAAUUCCUUAGAAGAAGAUUACUUACUGGAGUCGUAUAUUAAAAUUUCAGCUACAGCACCGCGGUUUACGCGGAGUACUUGAGUACAAGUGCAAGGCUGGGUGCAAGUAUUAGGUGCAUUCUGCCUGCAAAUUGUUUCGUAACUCCGGCUGUCCGUCAGCAACGGCGAGGCCGGAGUCUCGUACGUGAUGUUGUUGAACGUUGAAAUUAACUGAGACCUAUCGUUCACAUCUGACAAAGAGAAAAACACGUUAACGAAUUUUGAUCUGUUUCUAUUAAGUACGUGUGCAAAUGAACGUUGUAAUUUAACCCUUUGCACUCUGGAGGUGACUCUCAGUCACCACUCGAUUGGUGCAUCAAAAUUGUAAAAUUUCGUAUUUACAUUAAAUGUGGAAAUAAAAUACCAUUGUUCCCCAUAUUUUGUGAAUAGA
Nomia melanderi (Alkali bee) is the source of this 4982-nucleotide messenger RNA. The record is from RefSeq and is a predicted model, not a curated record. Lineage: Eukaryota; Metazoa; Arthropoda; Insecta; Hymenoptera; Halictidae.